Messenger RNA from Pseudovirgaria hyperparasitica, 1289 nucleotides. RefSeq lists its product as uncharacterized. The coding region runs from base 77 to 1111 and encodes 344 amino acids. The record is from RefSeq and is a predicted model, not a curated record. The transcript is spliced from 2 exons. NCBI's taxonomy places the organism in Eukaryota, Fungi, Ascomycota, Dothideomycetes, Acrospermales, Acrospermaceae.
UGGAUAGAUCUUUCUUAGCGGAAAAGCCCCAUUUAAAGAGCCAUUGCAUGUACUAGUAGUAUACCGCUUCGAUCAGAUGUCUGCACUCGCCCACGACGCGAGUCCUGUAGGAACAGACGCACAAUCCGUGCCAGGCAGCGACCUUGAUGCCCAGAAACCAGCCUCAUCGACAGACGAGGGCCUCAAGAGCAACCAGACUUGUAGCUGUUUCCACUAUGAUCUCGACCCUGAUGAAACCGACCGAUCGAGCGAGUUCGAUGAUUCUAACUUGCCUCCAGUCGUCAUAUUGAACGAGACCCCCUGGCCCGAGCCCGCCAGUCCCUUGUCACCAUCAGAGGAGCAGAAGUGGGAGCCACUAUUUGGACUAAGUACAGACACAGGUCUGCCAAAUCAGGGCAUCAAGAAUAUGGCUGCAAUCGUUGAGCUCUUGCGAGAAGCCGGGAUCGUGUGUUGCAUGUCGUACGAGCCCGCACUCAGGUACUACGGAGCUAAGCGACUUGUUUUCGAAUGGAUUUUUUGCAUCCCGACGGAGCAUGUCGAGAGUGCCUCUCAGUUGAUUCGAGAACGAACAAAUGAUUACGAGCCGUUUCGCCAUCCAGAUACCCAGCGUGUUUACAGCCUCGACCACUUUUUCCCUCGAUUCAAAAUUCGGGGACAUAGCGUCUUUUUCACCUUCAUGUCUUCACAGGCGCUCAACAUCCCAUGCACGCCCGAAAACGUCGAGUUCAGCCCGAAUGGAAUACCGUACCCUAAGCUACAUGUAUACACCCAGAGCCUCAUCGACACAUACAAUGUGGUGGAUCUUGUUGAUCUAAUUGACGGCAUGGAUCUCUCUAUCGAAUGGGGCAAGGCUCAUCUCAAUCUGGAGGGCCCGAUCGAUGUUGCCUGGGGCAGAUGGACCGCGAAUUUCGAGGCUGGCGGACAAGCCCCUCCUGACAUGAUCCCACGAUGGUGCGCGGAUCCACCUUCACGGCUUAGUAUCUGGUUGAAAUACGCGUCGGCGGAGAGGAAGUGGGCGAGUCGUGGGUUCAAGGCGCUUCCGAACGACGUCACGAGGUUUCGUAAACGUGGGCAGGGGGAUCCGCGGCUGCGGCAGCGGGAUUGGUGUUGAGCGAUAGAGGUUUUCGCAUAUAUAUAGUACUAGACUUGCGUGGCUAUCUGGCAAAUGGUAUAUAGGGUUGUUGGGGUAGUAGUAGCAGUAGUCUGAUGACGAAGAGAAAACUGCUCAAACAUGUCUGGCCAUGAUGAACUCUAACUGGUAUACAGUAGAACCUUGGCUAUGGGAUCAC